CUUACUAGCAGGGCAAGGAUUAGGCUUUCUCUCUCUCGCUACAUAUAUGUCCCUAUUUCCUUCUGUUUUCCUCUACUCUUUAUUGUAUUUCUCUCUACACCAAAUUAGUAUUUUUGUUUCUGAGUAGUAGGCCUACAGUUUGAGAAGAGUGCCUGUCGAGUCCUAAGGCCAGCGGUGGUGCCAGCUCCCAACCACAACCCAAGAAGGAGUCCCAACCCCAGCAGCCCAAGUUGACCAAGAAGGAACCCAAGACAGAGCCUCAUACCCAGGAGGAAGAAGAAAACAUGCCCUCAGUACACAUCAAACCAGAACCACAGGAGGUGGAGUCCACGGCUGAAGUAGGUGAGGAGUGUCCCCAGCCUACAGACCUGAAGAUCAAGACAGAGAAGACCCAACCUGUGUCUCCCCCUCCACUCUGCACAGACACAGACACAGACACAACAACAGACGACUCCUCCCUCCCCCCGGAGGACCAGACGGAACCUGUCGACCUGUCACUCGGCAAGCCUCGCUCCUCCCUGCCCGUCUCUACGCCGACAGCCAACCCCGUCCCGAGUUCCGUGGCGAUGCCCACGCUGUCGGCAACCCCCAUCCCUACGGUAACCUUUCUAGACACCAUGAUGCUCUCCCCCGGGUCCAUCCUAGCGUCCACCCAGGGGGCAGGCGGUCAGCAGAUCCUGCAUGUCAUCCACACUAUCCCGUCGGUCAACAUGCCCAGUAAGAUGGGCCAGCUGCAGACCAUCCCCGUGGUGGUCCAGUCUCUGCCCGUAGUCUACACCACCAUUCCCACGGACGGGGUGGCCACCGCUGCCAUCACGGUCCCGCUCAUAGGGAGUGACGGGCGCUCGGAGGGAUCCGGUGAGUCCGAUGCAGGGAGGAUGGUGCUGUUGGUUGAGAUGGGGCUUUGAGGUUUUUGUUAUAGAUUGUAGUCAGUUAGCAUACGCUCUUGUCCAUUUGAAGUGAUGAGGCUGAAACAAUCACAAUACGAACGUCAGAAGUACAACCUUCUAAAAUAAUGUUUGAAAUAAAAAGCGUCAAAGUUAAACAGAUAAUUCACCCAAAUUACCUAUUAGCAUUUUUGCGCUUCAUUUUCGAAACAUCUAUAAGUAACUUCAUUGAGUGAAACAAUCCAUUUUGAGAUACUAAAGGAUUAUUUGGAAAUGAAGCGUGGAAAUGCUAAUAUAGGUACCAUUAACUUGCAUUGGAUUUGUGCCAACAAUGCAAAAAUGUUGCAUUUGGAACCGUGGUUAGGUGAACAACACCAAAGCAUGGAUUGCUGUCAUACUUUCUCCAUAAAGUGCUUACAGAGUAAGAAAAUCUAUUUGUCCUUUUGUAAUUUGGGUGAACUAUCCCUUUAAUAGAGAAACGAUAAUAGAGUUCUCUCUGGUCACAUCUAUCCUCCUCUUCUCUAGCAGGAAGAAGUAGGUGAUUUCUCUCACUUACACGUCGUUCCUCAUCUUCCUCACUUUAUCGCACAAUCGGGUGUCACUUGACCUCCUGAACGGUUUUCUCGCAAGCGAUACAUCUCUCCUGGGUCUGUUCGAUGUUAACUCUCUUCAAAACAAUCUCACGCUGACAUACAAGCUCUUUCUCACAGAUACAUGCACCUGUUGUAUCUCACUGUCAUGCACAUUCUCAUUCUCUUUUUCCUCUCUUUCAGUUAUAAUAUCUCACUGUUUCUCAUUCACCCCGUCACAAUAUCUCACACGUGACCCGUCCCUAACUGUCUUCAUAAGGACGCCUGUCCCUGCACACACGCACGUACACACACACACACACACACACACACACUAAAAACAUAUGGCAAAUAGAAAUCCAAUAUGGAUGGUGUUAAGAGAUGCACCACCAUUCAGAAGUUUGCGGUCACCUAGAAAUGUCCUUGUUUUUGAAAGAAAAGCAAAUUUUUUGUCCAUUAAAAUAACAUCAAAUUGAUCAGAAAUACAGUGCAGACAUUCUUAAUGUUGUAAAUGACUAUGCUGGUGACACUGUCAGUGAUUUAUUUAGAAUUCAAGGCACACUUAACCGGCAUGGCUACCACAGCAUUCUGCAGCGAUACGCCAUCCCAUCUGGUUUGCGCUUAGUGGGACGAUCAUUUGUUUAUCAACAGGGAAAUUACCCAACACACCUCCAGGCUUUUUAAGGACUAUUUGACCAAAAGGGAGUGUGAUUGAGUGCUGCAUCAGAUGACCCUGGCCUCCACAAACACCUGACCUCAACCCAAUUGAGAUGGUUUGGGAUGAGUUCAACCACAGAGUGAAGGAAAAGCAGCCAACAAGUGCUCAGCAUAUGUGGGAACUCCUUCAAGACUGUUGGAAAAGCAUUCCAGGUGAAGCUGGUUGAGAGAAUGCCAAGAGUGUGCAGUGCUGUCAUCAAGGCAAAGGGUGGCUACUUUGAAGAAUUUAAAAUAAAACAUAUAUUUUGAUAUGUUUAACACUUUUUUUGGUUACUACAAGAUUCAAUAUGUGUAAUU
Oncorhynchus masou masou (cherry salmon) is the source of this 2470-nucleotide messenger RNA. Its product is annotated as Krueppel-like factor 8. The transcript has 4 exons. The coding region runs from base 285 to 908 and encodes 207 amino acids. NCBI's taxonomy places the organism in Eukaryota, Metazoa, Chordata, Actinopteri, Salmoniformes, Salmonidae. The record is from RefSeq and is a predicted model, not a curated record.